AUGGACCCGCAGUUCGCGUCGAUCCCCGUCUACAUCGGGCUUUUGGCGGCGUGGUUUUUCGUGUCCGAGCGGUACGUGCAGCUCCCGGUGCAGCUCCUGGUGGGCCUCACCACGUACCACGUCCCGGAGGAACAGCCGGGGUCCAGGGGCGCCGCGUCAGAGACCUUCGUCACGACGAAGAAGAAGCUGCACAAACCGCAGCCCGACAAGCCGCAGGGCGAGCUGGUCGCCGCGAGCAAGAAGCGCAAGGCCGAGGAGCGCCGCGCGAAGGAGGAGCGCCCAGCGCUCGACCUCGGCGUCGCGGGCAACCUCGCGCACGUGCCCCUGCCGCUGUCGGCUGCUGUCGGGACCCCAUUCUUCGCCGAACUCGACUCCCUCCUGUCCACCACGAGCAUCUGCGCGACGCAGUACCUCGCCGGAGAGCUCCUCCACCGCUUCACCGGCCUCCCGCGCUCCCCACUCGUCACGCUCUUCUGCCUCGUGGCGCUGUUCCAAGGGUUGCGAGCUCUGGUGCGGUGUGAGCUGCGGGCGCGACACGUGCGGCCCGACCACGGCGCGAUUCUCGCGCUGUUCGGGGUGGGCGGGCUGGUGUUCGGCGGGCUGAUCCUGCGGACGCCGCGGUGGCUGAUCAACUUCCGCGUCGUGGAGGCGGCGCGCGCGCUGCGGCCCAGCUUCAUGCAGUGGCUGCGGGGGCUGCUGAAGCCCGCGAUGGCAGCAGGGGAUCGCGGCGGGCCGGAGCCCGCGUUCGUAUCCGCCGUUCGCGUGCUCAUCGAGGAGCCCGAGGGCGGGUGGCCAGCGGUGAAGACGGUGCCGCUCCUGCUGCUGCUGCCGUUCGCGUGCCUCGCGGGCGCGGCGUCAGCGCUCCUCACGACGCCCGCGCUGCGGGCCGCGCGGAGCUACUGGCUGUGCAUGUCGCCGCCGGAGUGGGGGGACGAUUACUUCAGACCCCCCCUGUUUGUGCGCACCGUGCUGCACGCCGCGGUGGUCCUGCCGAUGCUCUCGUUCCUGGCGUGGAUCGGACCGGCAGGCCUGCCGCUGCUCGCCCCCAGGGCGCUGCAAAUCUACGUCAAACCAGGUCUGGUUGCCCUCUGGGCGCUUACGCAACUUCUGGCGGCGCGGCCGCUCCUCCAGAGCUACCUCAACGGCGCGCUGGUGGCGUGGCACGACCUCAAGGUGGACGCCGAGCGCGCGAAGGACGCUCCGACGUCGCGGAAGAUCGUCAAGCGCAUGCGCGCCACCAACGACCUCAUCUUCAGCUACCUCGGACGCGUGGCGACGAUGAUGGUGGCGCCGGCCUGCCUCCUGCUCGCGGGCGCGAUCCUCUACGUGUCGCGGGGCACGCCCGGCAUGGGCACCACCGCGGCACCCAUCUCCGCAGUCGGACUGAAAGGAUUCAAGGACCCGGUGCUGCACUUCCUCCCAAUGUCGCCGGAGCUCGUGGACGCGUCGUUCCACUACCUGUCCUUCACGUCCGCGACCGUGUGGCUCGUGUGGGUGACGGCGAGCCUGUGGAUGUUCCGCACGGGCAUCAUGGGGCACAACUCGUUCCAGCUCGCCGUGUAA
This is a messenger RNA of Pedinophyceae sp. YPF-701, 1563 nucleotides long. NCBI's taxonomy places the organism in Eukaryota, Viridiplantae, Chlorophyta, Pedinophyceae. The record is from the annotation of a GenBank genome assembly.